AUGCCUGGACAAAAGAUUUGGCUGCGCGCCGAGACCAAGCCCGCUGAGGCUCGGUCUGCUUUGACCCCAACCACCUGCAAGGCAUUGAUGGAUGCAGGCUACGAGGUGACUGUCGAGCGUUCCACACAACGUAUUUUUGACGAUGAGGAAUUCUCCAAGAUCGGAGCUCCUCUUGUCGCUGAGGGCUCGUGGGUUAAGGACGCCCCCAAGGAUGCCGUCAUCCUGGGCCUGAAGGAGCUUCCCGAGGAUGAUUUCCCUCUGGAGCAUGUUCACGUCACUUUUGCCCACUGCUACAAGAAGCAGGGUGGUUGGGAUCAGGUUCUGAGCCGCUGGUCCCGUGGCAAGGGUCUACUGCUUGAUCUGGAGUUCCUCACCGAUGAUGUUGGCCGUCGCGUUGCUGCUUUCGGCUUCUCCGCUGGCUAUGCUGGUUCUGCACUUGCUGUCAAGAACUGGGCCUGGCAAUUGACUCACCCCGAGGGUACUCCCCUGUCCGGUGAGGUCCCUUACGCCAACCAGGAUCUCCUGAUCGAGUCUGUCAAGGAGACCCUCGAGGCUGGCAAGAAGGUCGCCGGCCGUACCCCCAAGAUCCUUGUUAUUGGAGCUCUCGGCCGCUGUGGAAAGGGUGCCGUUCAGCUCGCUAAGGAUGUUGGUGUCCCCGAAGAGAACAUCAUCCAAUGGGAUAUGGCCGAGACCAAGAAGGGUGGUCCUUUCCAGGAGAUCAUUGAUGCCGACAUCUUUGUGAACUGCAUUUACCUCUCCGAUCCUAUCCCUCCUUUCGUCAACACCGAGACUCUUUCCUCCCCGACCCGCAACCUUUCUGUUGUUUGCGACGUCAGCGCCGACACAACAAACCCCCACAACCCUAUCCCCAUCUACGACAUCACCACCACAUUCGACAAGCCGACUGUUCCAGUUACUCUGCCCGCUGGUACCCAGGGCCCUCGUCUCAGCGUGAUCAGCAUUGACCAUCUCCCCUCCCUCCUUCCCCGUGAGAGCUCCGAGAUGUUCAGCGAGGCUCUGUUGCCCAGUCUCCUCCAGCUAAAGGACCGGACCACCGCCCGUGUGUGGAAGCAGGCCGAGCAACUCUUCGACGAGAAGGUCGCUACUCUGCCCGAGUCUCUGCGUGCAUAG
Messenger RNA from Penicillium waksmanii, 1131 nucleotides. RefSeq names its product saccharopine dehydrogenase (NAD+, L-lysine-forming) (gene lys1). NCBI's taxonomy places the organism in Eukaryota, Fungi, Ascomycota, Eurotiomycetes, Eurotiales, Aspergillaceae. The transcript has 6 exons. The record is from RefSeq and is a predicted model, not a curated record. Gene Ontology annotation, molecular function: saccharopine dehydrogenase (NAD+, L-lysine-forming) activity. Gene Ontology annotation, cellular component: cytoplasm. Bases 1 to 1131 code for a protein of 376 amino acids.